AUUCAGACUCCUUUGAUAUAAAUUUCUGCCCACCGGGACGAACCAUCCCGGCUAAGCAAAACCCGCUCACCGUCGAACGUCUCUCCCUGCACGGUUCCACCGAUUGAUUGCCUUCCGCCAUGGAAUUUCCGUACAUGGAAGCUGUUGUUGGCUUCAUGAUAUUGAUGUAUUUUUUCGAAACUUAUUUGGAUCUUCGGCAACAUGCUGCUCUGAAACUGCCUACUCUUCCAAAAACUCUUGAAGGAGUUAUAAGCCAAGAGAAAUUUAAAAAAUCCCAGGCCUACAGUCUUGAUAAAAGCCACUUUCAUUUUGUUCAGGAGUUUGUAACUAUAGUGAUGGAUUCUUCAAUACUGUUUUUUGGAGUACUUCCAUGGUUUUGGAAAAAAUCUGGAGAGUUUGUUGUGUUGGUUGGCCUCAAUGCUGAAAACGAAAUUCUCCACACACUUGUGUUUCUAGCUGGGGUCAUGAUUUGGUCACAGAUCACGGGCCUACCAUUUUCUCUCUACUCAACUUUUGUGAUUGAAUCCCGCCAUGGUUUCAAUAAACAAACAAUAUGGUUAUUCUUCAGGGAUAUGAUUAAAGGGAUUUUGUUGUUUGUCAUACUUGGCCCACCAAUUGUGUCUGCAAUCAUUAUAAUAGUACAGAAAGGAGGACCGUACCUUGCCAUCUAUCUUUGGGCAUUUAUGUUUACAUUAUCUCUUGUGAUGAUGACCCUUUAUCCCAUUCUUAUAGCCCCUCUUUUCAACAAAUUUACCCCUCUACCUGCAGGUGAUCUCAGGGAGAAGAUUGAGAAACUUGCUUCCUCCCUCAAGUUCCCACUGAAGAAGCUGUUUGUUGUUGAUGGAUCAACGAGGUCAAGUCAUAGCAACGCUUACAUGUAUGGUUUCUUCAAAAACAAGAGAAUUGUCCUUUAUGAUACAUUGAUUCAACAAUGCAAAAAUGAUGAGGAAAUUGUUGCUGUUAUAGCACAUGAGUUGGGGCAUUGGAAGCUAAAUCAUACGAUGUAUUCAUUCAUUGCUUUACAGAUUCUUACACUUUUGCAAUUUGGGGGAUAUACCUUGGUGAGGAAUUCCAGCGAUUUGUUUAGAAGUUUUGGGUUUGAUACUCAGCCAGUGCUUAUUGGACUCAUCAUAUUCCAGCACACUGUGAUACCUCUUCAGCAUCUGGUAAGCUUUGGUCUCAACCUUGUGAGCCGAUCUUUCGAGUUCCAGGCUGAUGCCUUCGCAAAGAAACUCGGUUAUUCUGCACCUCUUCGUGCUGGUCUUGUCAGACUACAGGAGGAAAAUUUGUCUGCGCUGAAUACAGAUCCCUGGUAUUCUGCUUAUCACUACUCUCAUCCUCCACUAGUUGAAAGAUUGGCUGCACUCGACCAAGCGGAUAAGAAAGAAGAAUGAUAGCCAAUCGUGCUCAUUAUAUUGUAUCUACCAAGGUGAUUUGACGUUCUACACUAUCUGAUUGACUUUGUUAGGCGAGGGUAGGGGAAGAGAUGAGAGAAGGAAUUUCCCCAAAGGAAGAGGGAGGCAUGAUUGUUCUUAGUUUUACCCCCAAAAAGUUCUUUUUUUUCUCUAUAUCUUUUCUUGUUAUUGACCUAACUACCGUGAAGGCAACGAGCGAGAAACUAGCAACGAAUAUCAUAUUUGUCAAUCUGUAUGAACUAGAUCAGACUCUUUUGAAUAGCAUUCGUGAGGUAGAAUUAUGUUCUUAUUUUUACCAUUAGUGUAAUUCUGCUUACAAUAUGCAAUUUUGUCAAUACUUGGCUGCA
Molecule: messenger RNA, 1762 nt
Organism: Cucurbita moschata (crookneck pumpkin)
Lineage: Eukaryota; Viridiplantae; Streptophyta; Magnoliopsida; Cucurbitales; Cucurbitaceae
Product: CAAX prenyl protease 1 homolog
Exons: 14
Coding region: 120-1394 (424 amino acids)
Biological process (GO): CAAX-box protein processing
Cellular component (GO): endoplasmic reticulum membrane
Molecular function (GO): metalloendopeptidase activity
Source: RefSeq, a predicted model, not a curated record